AUGUCGUUUGCAUUGUGUGCGAGAAGAUCAUUUAGAGGACCAGAGGCCUCCCUCUUCUCCAAAGCAGUUCGGACACCGAAGCGUGAUUUCCGGAUCACUGCCCCAGCCGCGAUUCGCGUGUCUGAACUCAUCAAGAACGACCAUCAGGAACUGAGGGGUGCUUAUCAUCAAAUUUUAAGUGCUCAAACGAAUGAUGACAGGGUCAGAUGGCAGAACCAAUUCACCUGGGAGCUGGCUCGCCACUCCAUCGGCGAGGAGCUGGUCGUGUAUCCCGAAAUGGAGCUAAAGCUGAACAACGGGAAGUCCAUGGCGCAGCAUGACAGGGAGGAACACCAAGUGAUUAAGGAGCUUCUGUAUACCUUCCAAGGCCUUCAGCCGGAUGAUACCGAGUUCAUCCCCACCCUCAAAAGCCUGUGGGCCAAUUUGGAGCAGCACAUCAAAGAGGAAGAAAGCCAAGAUCUACCGGCUCUUGAAAGCGCUCUCGGUGACUCCGCCUCCGAAAGCAUGGCGCGUUCUUUCGGUCGCACCAAGAAUUUUAUCCCGACUCGGAGCCAUCCAGCGGCCCCUGAUCAGCCACCGUACGAAACUGUUGUCGGUCUCAUGUCUGCGCCUAUUGAUCGAUUGGGUGAUAUGCUGAGAAAAUUCCCCGACCAGAAGGCAUGA
Molecule: messenger RNA, 663 nt
Organism: Aspergillus welwitschiae
Lineage: Eukaryota; Fungi; Ascomycota; Eurotiomycetes; Eurotiales; Aspergillaceae
Product: hemerythrin HHE cation binding domain-containing protein
Exons: 2
Coding region: 1-663 (220 amino acids)
Source: RefSeq, a predicted model, not a curated record